Molecule: messenger RNA, 1224 nt
Organism: Chenopodium quinoa (quinoa)
Lineage: Eukaryota; Viridiplantae; Streptophyta; Magnoliopsida; Caryophyllales; Amaranthaceae
Exons: 4
Coding region: 1-1224 (407 amino acids)
Source: RefSeq, a predicted model, not a curated record
AUGGAGAAUAAGUGCUUUGGAGAAGUUGCAGCUAUGAUUUAUGUAGUUGAAUUCCAAAAGUGUGGUCUCCCACAUGCUCAUUUUCUGAUUGUGCUUCGUCAUAUGAUGCAUGGCCCAUGUGGGAAUUUAAAUCCAAAAUGUUCAUGCAUGCGAAAAUCUGGAAUGCAAGUAUCUUGCAAAUCUAGGUUUCCUAGAAAAUUUUGUGAUGACACUUGUGUAAACAAAGAUGGCUAUCCUUUAUAUAGGAGGAGGAAUACCGGUGAAACUGUAAAUAUACGGGGUGCUGAGCUUGAUAAUCGGUGGGUCAUACCAUACAAUCCAUAUUUAUCGAUGUUGUUCGAUUGUCAUAUUAAUGUUGAGGUCUGCUCAACUAUUAAAGCAGUCAAGUAUUUAUAUAAAUAUGUAUACAAGGGUCAUGAUCGCAUUCAAUAUAAUAUUACCUCUAAACAAGAGAAUGUGAUGGAUGAAAUUGAAGAAUACCAAUCUGGGAGAUGGAUAUCUCCAUGUGAAGCUGCAUGGAGGAUUUUCGGUUUUGAUUUGUUUGAAAUGCAUCCACCAGUGUUCCUCUUGCCAGUACAUUUGCCAAAUAUGCAGAGCAUUUCUCUUAGGCCACAUGAACGACUUAGAUCUGUUGUUGCAGAUGAUAAACGCAGCAGGACUCCAUUGACUGAGUUCUUUGCAGUUAAUGUUGUUGUUCCAGUUUUGAUUAUGGAUCAUGUAGAAAGUGUGAUAGAGUUAACAGGCAGUACUCAGUUAUUGUUUUUGAUAGGAGGUACUGGAUAUUUAUAUUCUGAAUUCUAUGAGCGUUAUCGGUGGCAUCCUUCUUCUAAAGAAUGGUGUGAACGAAAGACAAAAAAGAUUGUGGUUGGCAGACUAGCAUUUGCGUAUCCAGGCGAAGGAGAACGCUUCUUUCUUAGAUUACUCUUGAUCAAUGUUCGGAGUCCAACAUCUUUUGAGGACCUACGAACUGUUAAUAGCCAUGUAUAUGCAACAUUCCAAGAAGCUGCUUUGAAGUUGGGAUUGCUUGAAGAUGAUGACAUUGGUGAUUUGUGUAUGUCAGAGGCAAAAGACAGUCAAUUGCCUGUUGCUUUGCGAUGUUUAUUUGCAACUAUUCUGAUAUUUUGCCAACCAAAGGAUCCAUUUGCAUUGUGGUGUAAAUACUCGGGUGAUUUAUCUGAAGACUUUCAGCAUCAGUACCCAGGCCAGGUUGAAAGAGCCAAAUGA